CCCUUGUUAUGAUUGGUCGAACGCUGCUGCAUGGCUGCUUCGCGACUGUCAAGCAGCGCAAAACGACUAUGUUUGAUUCGUCAACACCUGCGACGAACAAACAAUAGGAAAAGCAGCAAAUACAUUUGUAACUUUUUGGGGGUAGGGAAGACGCUACUAAUAUGAACAGCGACGAAGAAUUCUCGCACUGACUGACGCGGGUCAUGCCGUGGCGUCUCCCGCCGGGGGGAACGGGCCGCUUCAGUGACGAGCAUCAUCUCAUUAAGACGCCACUGAGAAGGGUCUUUAGAGGGGUUUCAAAUGAAAAUGGAGGAUAUGGCCCUGUCAGGCCCAGACAGCACCAGGCUGGAGGCUUUGGUCCACGACAUCUACUCUGAGCUGGUGGAGGAUGCCUGCUUGGGCCUUUGCUUUGAGGUGCAUCGCGCCGUGAAGCAUGGCUACUUUUUCUUGGACGACACCGAUCCGGAGAGUGCCAAGGAAUUCGAGAUUGUGGACCAGCCAGGGCUGGACAUCUUUGGCCAAGUGUAUAAUCAGUGGAAGAACAAGGAGUGUGAAUGUCCCAACUGCAAGCGGCUGAUCGCAGCGUCCCGUUUUGCGCCUCACUUAGAGAAGUGUUUAGGCAUGGGUCGCAACAGCAGCCGCAUCGCCAGCCGCAGGCUGGCCAGCAACAACAACAAUGUCAGUAAGUCAGAAAGUGACCAGGAAGACAAUGACGACCUGAAUGACAAUGACUGGUCGUACGGUGCAGAGAAGAAAUCCAAGAAGAGAAAGUCAGAUAAGAAUCAAAAUUCACCUCGACGAUCCAAAUCUCUAAAGCACAAAAAUGGUGAUCUGGGCAGCAGUGUCACUUCAGAAGCUUUCAAGUACAACAACUACAACAGCACUGGCAUCAAUUAUGAAACGCUGGGGCCCGAGGAAGUAAGGUCGCUUCUGACCACGCAAUGUGGAGUUAUCUCUGAACACACCAAGAAGAUGUGCACAAGGUCUCAGCGAUGUCCCCAGCACACGGACGAGCAGAGGAGGAGCGUCAGGGUGUUCCUCCUGGGGCCGUCCGCGUCUUCCCUGCCCGAUACUGACACCACGGCAGAGAGCGACACGUUUGAUCUUCAAGGGGACGGCGGCGGGCCUCAGAACCUCAUAAGCCGCCUGCAGUGGGAAGACUCGCCAGACAUUUCACCCACCGACUCCGCUUCAUCCAGAGCCAGCACCAACCAUUCAGACCCUCGCAGGCCCAAGAAAAAGAAGCGAACCUCACUUGCCUUGAACCACUCGGCUGGAGGCGGCGAAGGAACAAGCGGGAAUCUAACAAGUGGCAGCAAUGGCGGCAUCUCGCAGAGUAGUGUUAACUUGCCCACCAAGAAAAAACGUCCUAAACUUCCCGCUCCUUCCAUUUCCAGUAUCUAUGACGACUUAAACCAGCACUAGAGGACAUUCGCCCUUGGCUCCAAGUCAACUUGACAGGAUUGUCUGUCAGGAAGAUGCAUUCAGGUGCACACACAUUCCUUUGGUUUCUCUACUGCUGUGUCUAUUUCAGGUGAAGUGCGAAUUGUGUAUACAGUAUUUCCUCAAAUAGUGGCACCACGUACCCCAAAAGACUGAUGUGGAUUCGCCACAAUAUGUUGUCGCUAGCCACGAUUUGCAGUAAAAAGCUACUUUUGUACACUUGGGACCUAUAUUUUGUUUUGUCAUGAUUGACCUGAUUAUUUGAUGUAACGAUCCAAAUGUCAAUUUGACAUGGCGUCAUAAUUUUGUGUUAAAUAUUGACACACAUUGUAUUUGCACAUUUAUAACUCAGUGGUGGUGGUGAUCGACAAGGUAAGCUAACAUAUUUGAAAUUUAAAUGUGUAUUUUUAUAGUCCCGUGUGGUUUUGUAAAGUGUUUUUUUUUCCUGGUGAGGUCAGCUCUAAAUAUCUACAAAUUUUAAAAAAGAAAAGCACUGUGCUGCUUUACUGGUAUUUGUAAAUAAACAAAAAGAAUGGGUUUUCCAAAGCUUUUAAUUGGAGAUGUCAGACUUCAAAUCAUUUUUCGUAUAAGUGCCAGAUUAAUGUUUCAUUCGUUUUAUUUACACUAAAUACACAACAUUGUACACAAAAUACACCAGGCCUGAUCUACCUUCAAGUUCAGGUAUUUUGACCUUUAAAUUUCUACUCUCCUCAGAAGAUAAAAAUUAACCUUUAAAUCACUGACAGGAAAAAACUGCCUCAAAAAGCUCAACAAUUACAAAUUUCUUAGGUCGAUUUUUUUAUUUUCCACUUGUAAAUUUAACCUCCCUACCAAGGGAAUAUGUCAGCUCUAAGUAUCUACAAAUGUUUUAAAAAACUGUCUUGCUUUACUGAUGUCUGUGAAUAAAGAAAAAGAAGGGUUUUCCAAAGCUUUUAAUUGGAGAUGU
Corythoichthys intestinalis (scribbled pipefish) is the source of this 2389-nucleotide messenger RNA. RefSeq names its product ataxin 7 like 3a (gene atxn7l3a). The coding region runs from base 301 to 1425 and encodes 374 amino acids. Gene Ontology annotation, cellular component: DUBm complex; SAGA complex. The record is from RefSeq and is a predicted model, not a curated record. The transcript is spliced from 13 exons. Gene Ontology annotation, biological process: regulation of transcription by RNA polymerase II; positive regulation of DNA-templated transcription. Lineage: Eukaryota; Metazoa; Chordata; Actinopteri; Syngnathiformes; Syngnathidae. Gene Ontology annotation, molecular function: transcription coactivator activity.